GUUCAAUGGAAGAUUUUCAAAAUACCUCUCCCUCUCAAAAAGACCAAAUUGGUACACAAGAAAAUGCUGAGCUUCAUAAAGCUCAAAUUAAAGCUACAAGGAUGAAUGGAUAUUGCAUUGCGUAUCAUAUUUUUACUCUUGGGCUGCUACUACUAUGUUCGAGUCUCUCAGGCUCGGGUGAUUGAGGUCUCCGUACUCAUAAGCUCCUCAACAUGGCCGCUUGAGUAAAAGUAGGAGCAGUAAUUCAUUACCUAUUCAAGAAUCGCUGUAUUAAAAAUAAAUCUCUGGGGACUACCACUAUCAAUACAUUAUCCUGGGCGUAUCAUAUUGGUUCAUCAACCUGGUAUUGGACCAUAUUAGAGAGAUUCUUGGCCUCAAGGAACGAAUGAUUAUACUCAAAUAGACUCCUAUGGACAGGGCACACUAUGCUUGUUGCUGAAGCAAUAAUCGUUGCUUUCUGGGCAGGUGCGUACCUCUUUAAAACUUUCAUUACUCUUGUUGAUGAAUCGACUGAAAAUGCCACGAAUCAGGCGAAUUCAAAAUCUAAGAAUGAGUAUCUUGCUAAUGAGCUGUUCAAACUAAAGAAUUUCAUAUCAAGCCAUUUCAAAGAUACUUGUGGGCUAUGUCAUAAGCCACUAGAGCCAGACCAGAUGGUAAUGAUGUUACCAUGAGACCAUGCCCACAUAAUUCACUACUCUUGAGAUGCCACGUCAACAAACCAAAGUCAGAACUGUCCAUAUUGUAAAGGCUCAGAAAAUAAUGAAAAGACUCAGAACAUCAAGAUAUUGCCAUUUGCAGAGAUCCUGGCUAAGAAAUAUGAGAAAAUCGAAGAAGAUCGCAAAGCCUUGAAAGAAAGGAAGAAGAGAAAAUAUUCAUAUACCGACUUUUAAUUUGUGUCACCUAAUUAUAUCAAUUUCAAUG
Molecule: messenger RNA, 921 nt
Organism: Moneuplotes crassus
Lineage: Eukaryota; Ciliophora; Spirotrichea; Euplotida; Euplotidae
Source: the annotation of a GenBank genome assembly